This is a messenger RNA of Gopherus flavomarginatus (Mexican gopher tortoise), 3056 nucleotides long. RefSeq names its product aldehyde dehydrogenase 1 family member L2 (gene ALDH1L2). Gene Ontology annotation, cellular component: cytoplasm. The record is from RefSeq and is a predicted model, not a curated record. The transcript is spliced from 23 exons. Gene Ontology annotation, molecular function: formyltetrahydrofolate dehydrogenase activity; aldehyde dehydrogenase (NAD+) activity. NCBI's taxonomy places the organism in Eukaryota, Metazoa, Chordata, Testudines, Testudinidae. Bases 159 to 2927 code for a protein of 922 amino acids. Gene Ontology annotation, biological process: biosynthetic process; one-carbon metabolic process; 10-formyltetrahydrofolate catabolic process.
UUGCAUCAGACAAACCUCCCAGCUUGGACCGCCUCCCCCUCUGCCUCUGCUUGUCCUCGGGAGCGGGGCACAGGUGUUCACUUCGCCACCGCGCUGCUGCAGCUGCUCCCGGCAGAGCCUCGGACCUGCGAGCCGCCGGCACCCAAGAUCCUGCAAAAAUGCUGUGGACAGCGCAUCAGCUGUUGAGGAAAUUCUCCACCACGGCCACAGCUUAUCAACGUAAGCUAAAGCUAGCUCUGAUAGGUCAGAGUGUUUUUGGUCAAGAGGUCUACAGACACCUGCAGAAAGAGGGACAUAGAGUCGUGGGAGUGUUCACCAUUCCAGAUGUGAAUGGAAAAGCUGACCCUUUGGCACUGGCAGCAGAGAAAGAUGGCACCCCUGUUUUUAAGUUCCCCAGAUGGAGAGUUAAGGGCAAGCCUAUCCAGGAAGUAGUUGAAGCCUACAAAUCAGUUGGAGCAGAUCUAAAUGUACUUCCAUUCUGUACGCAGUUCAUCCCCAUGGAUGUUAUUGACAGUCCUAAGCAUGGAUCAAUUAUCUACCAUCCAUCCAUCCUUCCCCGCCACAGAGGAGCUUCAGCUAUCAAUUGGACUUUAAUUGAAGGAGAUAAAAAAGCAGGGCUUACUAUUUUCUGGGCUGAUGAUGGUCUGGACACUGGACCAAUUCUUCUGCAGCGGGAAUGUGAUGUAGGACGGAACGAUACUGUGGAUGACUUAUAUAAUCAUUUUCUUUUCCCAGAAGGCAUAAAAGCUAUGGUAGAAGCUGUCCAGCUAAUUGCUGAUGGUAAAGCUCCUCAGAUACCUCAGCCUGAAGAAGGGGCAACGUAUGAAGGGAUCCAGAAGAAGGAAAAUGCAGAGAUUUCUUGGGACAAGCCUGCAGAAGCUUUGCAUAACUGGAUCCGAGGGCAUGAUAAAGUACCUGGAGCUUGGACAAUGAUUGAUGGCCAGAUGGUUACUUUCUAUGGGUCAUCAUUACUUGAUGGGUCAGUGCCUCCUGGACAACCGUUGGCAAUAAAAGGCACUCCAAAACCUGGGCUUAUAACCAAAAAUGGCCUAGUUCUUUUUGGUAAUGAUGGAAAGAUGUUGUUGGUGAGAAAUCUACAAUUUGAGGAUGGAAAAAUGAUCCCUGCAUCUAAAUACUUUUCAUCUGAUGAGAUGUCUGUAUUAGAACUUACAGAAGAGGAGAAAAAGAUGGCGGAAGAUAUCAAGACCAUUUGGAAGGGAAUUUUGAGCAAUGUUGCUGCAAUUGAGGAUUCUACAGACUUCUUCAAAUCUGGAGCAUCCUCGAUGCAUGUUGUCAGAAUGAUUGAAGAGAUCAAACAAAAAUAUGGUGGACUUCAGCUGCAGAAUGAAGAUGUGUAUAUGGCCACUAAGUUUGCAGACUUUAUUCAGAUGGCUGUGAGGAAACUGAGGGGAGAGGACGAAGAAGAAUUAGUCAUAGAUUAUGUUUCAAAAAAUGUUAACAAUAUGACUGUGAAGAUGCCUUACCAGUGUUUUAUAAAUGGACAGUUUUUGAAUGCUGAAGAGGGAAAAACAUAUGACACUAUAAACCCAACAGAUGGAUCAAUAAUAGCAAAGGUGUCUUAUGCUUCAGUGGCUGAUGUUGACAAGGCAGUAGCAGCAGCAAAAGAUGCAUUUGAAAAUGGUGAAUGGGCAAGAAUGAAUGCAAGGGAAAGAGGGAGAUUAAUGUACAGACUUGCUGACCUGAUGGAAGAACACCAAGAGGAAUUAGCAACAAUUGAGGCCAUUGACUCAGGAGCUGUCUACACUUUAGCUUUGAAGACCCAUGUAGGAAUGUCUGUGCAAACUUUCAGAUACUUUGCUGGAUGGUGUGACAAAAUUCAGGGUUCUACAAUCCCAAUUAGCCAGGCCCGCCCAAACCAUAACCUAACAUUCACCAAGAAGGAACCCAUAGGAGUCUGUGCAAUUGUUAUCCCUUGGAAUUACCCACUGAUGAUGCUUGCAUGGAAGAGUGCAGCAUGCUUGGCUGCAGGCAACACGUUAGUUCUCAAACCAGCACAGGUCACUCCUUUGACUGCCUUAAAGUUUGCAGAGCUCUCCGCUAAAGCAGGAUUUCCCAAAGGCGUUUUAAAUAUUCUACCUGGUUCAGGUGGUUUAGUGGGACAGCACAUGUCUGAACACCCAGAUAUCCGCAAACUUGGAUUUACUGGUUCAACUCUUAUUGGUAAACAGAUCAUGAAGAGCUGUGCAGUCAGUAAUCUGAAGAAAGUCUCCCUUGAACUUGGUGGUAAAUCCCCACUGAUCAUUUUUGAGGACUGUGAACUUGACAAAGCUGUGAGAAUGGGCAUGGGAGCAGUAUACUUCAACAAGGGAGAAAACUGCAUUGCAGCUGGAAGACUGUUUGUGGAAGAAUCAAUUCAUGAUGAGUUUGUUAGGAGAGUGGUGGAAGAAAUAAAAAAGAUGAAAAUUGGUGACCCGCUCGAUAGAGCCACAGAUCAUGGUCCACAGAAUCAUAAGGCUCAUCUGGAAAAGCUGCUAGAAUAUUGUGAAAUUGGAGUGAAAGAAGGAGCAACAUUAGUGUACGGAGGAAGACAAGUAUGUAGACCAGGUUUCUUCAUGGAACCCACUGUAUUUACAGAUGUUGAAGACCAUAUGUACCUUGCCAAGGAAGAAUCCUUUGGUCCUGUUAUGGUAAUUUCAAAGUUUAAGAAUGGGGAUGUCGAUGGAGUGUUAAAACGCGCAAACAGCACAGAAUAUGGCUUAGCUUCAGGGGUUUUCACAAGAGACCUAAGCAAAGCUCUGUAUGUUAGUGAAAAUCUAGAAGCAGGAACAGUUUUCAUUAACACAUAUAACAAAACUGAUGUGGCAGCACCAUUUGGUGGAUUCAAACAAUCUGGCUUCGGAAAAGAUUUAGGUGAAGAAGCUCUUCAUGAGUACCUCAGAACUAAAGCUGUAACUGUGGAGUAUUAAAGAAACCGCUCAGCCUGACUGCCAAAGCAGCCCCCUUGCUGACAGCCUCAAUUUUAAGUACUCUGUUAAGCACUUAAUACAAUGCCCAGGAUAUACUUUCUGUAGUACCACUAACAAAAAGCAAGUAGU